AUGCCAAUGACCGAUCUAUUAUCCACUCUCGGUGACAAUCCAUACUUCAGCGCAGGUUUCGGUCUGUUCGGGCUUGGUUUGGGGGCAGCCGUGUUACGCAAGGGUGCUUCAGCCGGUCUAGUGUUGUUUCGCCGAAAUUUCAUGAUGACCCUGGAAGUGCCGUGCCGUGACAAAAGCUAUCAAUGGGUACUGCUGUGGGUAACGCAAAAGGCAGCCCGGCGCACUCAGCACCUGAGCGUAGAGACGACUUUUGAGCAAAUGGACACCGGACGAGUGAAUACCACGUAUCAUUUCUUACCCAGCAUUGGAGUACAUUUGAUCGAGUACCAUGGUAAAUAUAUUCAAGUUACAAGAACGAGAGAACAACAAUCGUUAGAUUUACAUGCUGGUGUUCCUUGGGAAAAUGUUGUACUCACCACAUUUGGCACAAACAAGUCGAUAUUCACUAAUAUAUUAGAAGAAGCUCGUCAGAUGGCUUUAAAAACAUUGGAAGGCCGUACAAUAGUAUAUACUGCAUUGGGAUCAGAAUGGCGUCCUUUUGGACACCCACAAAAACCUAGGCCUCUAAAAUCAGUUGUAUUAGAUGAUGGUAUUUCUGAAAGGAUAUUGAAGGAUGUACAAAAGUUUAUUGCCAAACCUUAUUGGUACAUUGAGCGUGGCAUACCAUAUAGAAGAGGUUAUUUAUUGCACGGACCACCUGGUUGUGGAAAAACAUCUUUUAUUAAAGCUUUAGCUGGAGAACUGCAGUAUGGCGUUUGUUUAUUAAAUUUAAGUGAACGUGGACUCACUGAUGAUAGAUUAAACUAUUUAAUGUCUGCUGCUCCUCAAAAUACAAUUAUAUUAUUAGAAGAUGUAGAUGCAGCUUUUGGUGGAAGACACGAAUCUAAACAAGUUGCCACUGCGUAUGAUGGUCUGAGUCGGGUAACAUUAAGUGGCUUAUUAAAUGCUCUUGAUGGCGCUGCUUCAUCUGAAGCUAGAAUACUAUUUAUGACAACAAAUUACAUUGAAAGACUAGAUGCUGCAUUGAUUAGACCUGGUAGAGUAGAUUCCAAGGAGUAUUUUGGACAUUGUUCACAAUCACAAAUUGAACGAAUGUACAAUCGAUUUUUCCUAGAAAAUAAUGACAGUGAAAAAUAUGCUAAAGAAUUUGCAGAAACUGUUUUUAAAACUGGAAAACCUGCAAGUGCAGCUCAAAUACAAGGUUAUUUUAUGUUAUUCGAAGACUUUUCUCCCAGUGAAUUAAUUAAGAAUCAUAAUUUAAUUUGGGAAACAUAA
Messenger RNA from Macrosiphum euphorbiae (potato aphid), 1275 nucleotides. NCBI's taxonomy places the organism in Eukaryota, Metazoa, Arthropoda, Insecta, Hemiptera, Aphididae. The record is from the annotation of a GenBank genome assembly.